Sardina pilchardus (European sardine) is the source of this 5586-nucleotide messenger RNA. RefSeq names its product microtubule associated tumor suppressor 1b (gene mtus1b). Bases 527 to 4687 code for a protein of 1386 amino acids. Gene Ontology annotation, molecular function: microtubule binding. The transcript has 15 exons. Gene Ontology annotation, cellular component: nucleus; cytoplasm. The record is from RefSeq and is a predicted model, not a curated record. NCBI's taxonomy places the organism in Eukaryota, Metazoa, Chordata, Actinopteri, Clupeiformes, Clupeidae.
CCGCUGCUGCUGUUGCUGUUGCUGUAUGGUUUGGCUGCAGCUAAGUCUGGAGGGGAGGGCUAAUCUUUAGUGCUGGUCAGUCUGGGAUUGCUCUCUCUCUCGUCCAGUGCUGUGUAUGGCAUUAAAGGGAUAACAAGCACCCGAUGGACAUCUUAACAGGGAUGGUUCUUAUGUGAGUUGUGUGUGAUCUGUGUUUUUACUUCUGGAGGGAGACAUGCAACUGUUCACUGGUUAAUGUUCUAUUCUCUGAUUUGAAGGAGCUCUGUUUCAGAGACUUUCCUGUCGAGGACCACCGCGAACGAUGAGCUCCGCUGUCCCGUGUGAGCGAGGGGACCGCUGCCACUGCCACCUUUGCUCCCGGCCCGAGUGAACUUCUCAAGAGGGGUCACGACCUUUGACCUUUGAGCCUUCACCCCACCCCUUUGCGGGACCUGCGCAGCCCAGGAGAGGCUAAUGGCCAGCGUGGUGGUUUGACCCUGCUGUGUGUGAAUCUGCGGGAGGUUUGAGCCCAGUGUGAUCUGCAGACAUGAGUGCGGUGCAGCCCGUAGAGAGAAGCUCGUCCGAGGGCCUGAGGGGCCACUCAGAGGGCACCCAGCGUGACCUGACUCUCACCUUCCGGGACGGGGACCAGAACGGGAACGCCUUUGCAGACUCUUCCUCCUCUUCGUCCUCCUCUUCCUCCCCGUCGAGCCGGGGUGAGUCGUCCCCGGAGUCCGUGCGCAGCUCCUGCAGCCUGAGCAGCGGGCGCUCCAGCAGCCCCCUGGACGUGGACAUGCAGGAAUGCCCACAGAAGCUCCUCACGGGCACCACGGGCAUCAACGGCACCAGCGGCACCAACGGCCACGUUGAGAGCACCAGCUGCCAUAUCGAGGGCACCAAAGAGACGUCAGUGUUGGCGCCGGACAGUAUGCUGCAGCAGCCACCGCAGCAUGACUGCUCCGAGUCCAACGACAACUCCGUCUCUGUCUACCUGGAUGCCCGUGAGAAUGACGACGACACCACCUGGAACAACAAUGAGAAUCUCGCGCUGGUGUUCAUUCAAGACGACACCAGCGGCGACCGCGGCGAUAUCCACGGAGAUCACUAUGGGAACCUGAAUGGCAGUAGGAGACGGUACUCGGAGGAUUCUCCAGCUCCUCUGUGCUCCUCAGAGAAUGAUGACAUUGAUGAUGAUGAUGAUGAUGAUGAUAACGAUCAGGAGGAUUCGUUCUUGUCGAUGAGCUCAGGAGACAUGGUCAUGAGGAGCAACAGCAUCAGCUUGGAUGGCUCAGAACGAGCCCUCAGCAGCAUCUCCGUCCUGGCCGACUCGUCCACCUCCUCCUCCUCCUCUGACCAGGAGCCCCUGCCCUUGAACUCUCCCCUGCCCGGAAAGGAGGCCCAGGACCAGGGAUCACCUAGCCUCGUUGCCCCUGGUGGUCCUGAAGAUCCAGAGGUUGCAGAGGUUGCAGAUCAAGCCCUGGCAGAGGAAGUAGGUCCAGCAUUUGCAGUGGAUGAAGGUGUAGCCCUGGCAGAGGAUGUAGGUCUAGCAUUUGCAGUGGAUGAAGGUGUAGCCGUGGCAGAGGAUGUAGAUCCAGCAGAGGUUGCAGCCCUGGCAGAAGAUGUAGGUCCAGCAUUUGCAGUGGGCGAAGGUUUAACCCUGACAGAGGUUGUAGGUCCAGUGGAUGAAGGUGUAGCCCUGGCAGAGGAUGUAGGUCCAGUGGAUGAAGGUGUAGCCCUGGCAGAGGAUGUAGGUGCAGUGGAUGAAGGUGUAGCCCUGGCAGAGGAUGUAGGUGCAGUGGAUGAAGGUGUAGCCCUGGCAGAGGAACCACAGCAGGAGGAGGAGCCAGUGGAUGUUGCUGCUGAGAUCAUCACAGUGGGUGUUCUGCUAAAGCAGCAGCAGGAAGAAGGGGAGGUCCAGGAAGGGACAGCCAAACUCACCGCUGCUUCUGUGACGGAUGAUGUGAAGGUGGAGGCCCCCACUUUGCAGGAGAAAGACCCCCUGAGGGUCCGCACCUCCGCCCCAGUUGGUGGUGUAGCUUCCGCUGCUGCUGUCCGUAAGGCCAAGGAGCCACCCGCAGCUGCAAACAGGGGCAACCACGCCACCAGUGCCACCAGGCCACUGAGACCAGCUAAACCCGGUAAGAACGACGUCAAGACGUUCCCCAUGCCAGACUUAAAGAACGUGAAGUCCAAGAUCAUGUCCCGACCUCCGUCGGCGGUGACGAGGGUGGCCAGAGGUGACCUGUCGGCUCAAGGGAGGAACACCGGCCCGUCUCCCACGGGCGGCGAGAAGAGGACUGCGGCCGCCUCGCCCAGACCUGUCCAGGGCAGACAGGACGGGCAAGGCCGCGCUGACGCAAGGCGGAGGUCCUCCUCCUGCCAGUCUAGAGUGUCUGCGCCCAAACCAGCUGUGCCACAUGUGCCUCGAAUGGCGCCACCGUCUCGGCCUCGGAGGAAGGCCUUGCUGCUGAACAGCGCCCCGCGCAGCUCAGUGGGCAUCUUUUGUGGCGGCCCCGAGGAAGCGGGCCGGGUGGAGGAGUCCGUGCCUGAUGAGGAGGAGCGGGUGGAGAAGAGGGCAGGGGGAGAUGGAGAGGCGGCUAGUCCAGAUAUCACCGACGGCCCUGAGACCGCGGCAGAUCCAGCGGUGAAGGAGCAGUCAGCUGAACCGCCGGAGGAUGGAGAUCAGACCGUCUCCUCCAAGCUGGGACCCAAGACCGGACUACCCACCGCCGUUGCCUCAGUCACCACCGCCGCCGCUGCCGCUGCCACCGCCAGGGCGGGUGCCUCCGCUGCCACCUCUGCCUCUGGGACGGUGCCAGCGCCAACCUCCCUGGCAGUGGGCGCCGCUCCGGGGACCUCGGCCGCCUCCCGGGCCAAAGCCGGAGCUGGACCGUCGGCCACCUCUGGCCGGGACGCCCGCGCUGGAGUAGGGAACGGGUCCCCGCCGAGGGGCCGGCAAAUCCAGCCAGCGGGCAUUCCAAAGAUGCGGUUACCCGAGCGGAGCCUCGCCGCCGCGCAGGCCGCCCCUCCUGCUGCCUCAAAGGCUUCCCAGAAUGCCCCUGGUGCCGGAAGCACCCGCCUCCCCAGCUCCUCCAAGCUGCCCGUCAAGGGCCUGUCCACCAGCCUCAGCUCCUCGUCGCUAGGGAGCGCCGCCAGCGAGAACUACCCCACCACCACAGCAAGAGGUCCAAACUCUGCUCCUGGAGCCAAGGCCACGAGUCCCGAUGAGAAGCCCAGUCGCCCUGCACCUUUAGUGGGCCCACAGGUCCCCAACAAGCCCCUGGCCACCAAACUAGCAGGCAUGAGGAACAGGACCACCUCCAUUCCUGGCAAAAGCUCUAUCACAGGGCUGAAGACGCCGGCGCUGUCCAAGCAGCCCCACAGCCCCCUGCAGAGGAGCGCCUCCACUCGCCUCAACCGGGCCAACGCCGCCGCCACCGUGGACAAGAACAAGCCCAGGCAGGCGGCGUCAUCUCCAGCCCCGGCGCCCGUGUCCUCUCCAGCGUCUCCCCCGGCGCCAGUGGCCUCCGCCCGGGCAGCAGGGACCCAUGCCAGCGUGCCGCCGCAGCCCCCAGCGCCCCCCGCGGAGAAGCCCCUGGGCAUCGCCCACUACAGGCAGCAGUGCGAGAGGAAGAGCCAGUGCAUCCAGCAGCUCCGCAAGCUCCUGCUGUCCGGCAACCGGCGCCUGGAGGCUCUCGCCCUGGUGGUCCAGCACGUCUUCGCCGAGCGCGAGGAAUUCUUGAAGCAGAAGAAAGACCUCACAGGGGAACUGAGUAGCAUCAAACAGGAACUUGCCGGCUCGGUGUCGUGCUGCGAGCGCCUGGAGAAGGAGAAGGAGGAGGCGCAGCUGACGUUUGAGGAGACGCUGCAGAAGCUGCGGGAGGAGCACCAGGAGGAGCUCGUGCAGCUGGAGGAGCGACUCCGGACCUUCUACUCGGCAGAAUGGGACAAGACCCACCAGGCCUACCAGGAGGAGGCCGACAAGUGCCGCGCUCUCAUGCAGCAACAGGUGGAGGAUGUUCGGUCCAAACAAGAGGCUCUUCGGCAGGAGCAGGAAGCCCUCCAUGCCCAACAGAUGGAGACUCUCAGACAGCAGAAUGAAGCAACCCUGCAGGAGCUUCAGAAGACUCAUGAGCAAAACAUGAAUGCCUUGGACAAGACUCUCAAGGACUCGGAGGCAUCUCUCUCUCGACAAAUUGAGGAGCUAGCAGUGGAAAACAACGAGCUUAAGACGAAACUCCAGGCUGAGGAGGAAAGGAGGAGGAUACUGUCUGAGAAGAGCCAGAAGGAUGCCCACACGCUGUACCUGGAGCAGGAGCUGGAGAGUCUGAAGGUCGUCCUGGAGAUGAAGACUCAGCAGCUUCAUCAGCAGGACAAGAAGCUCAUGCAGAUGGAUAAGACGGUGGAGACAAACGCCAAGCUGGAGGAAUGCCUUAUCAAGGUGCAGCAGGAGAACGAGGACUACAGAGCCAGGAUGGACAAACACCAAGCGCUGUCCAGGCAGCUCUCCAGCGAGCAGGCCAUGCUGCAGCAGACCUUGCAGAAGGAGUCCAAGGUCAACAAGCGUCUGUCCAUGGAGAACGAGGAGCUGCUGUGGAAGCUGCACAACGGCGACCUGAGCAGUCCGCGCCGCCUCUCGCCCACCUCGCCCUUCCACUCGCCCCGCAACUCCGCCUCCUUCCCCACAGCCCCCCUCUCCCCGAGAUAACCCCACAAAAACCCCCCGGACUCCAACACCCCACUCCCCACUCCCCACUCCCCAAACCCCAAACCCCAGCCCUGGACGCCCAACGCCUCCAAAGACUCAGCAACCUCACCCGGACACCUUACGCCCAUGUAUUCCUUAAAACUCUCCCAUCCAAAGCUAUCCCAAAAAGCAAACCCCCGGACGGACUUCCUUUUUAUUACGUGAAGCCGUUCACAUCUCUGCUCAUUGUACAUUUUUCUUGUAGACUUUUAAGACUCUAUAAAGAGUUGAUCCCAAAUAAAGGGUGGGAGAGAGCCAGAGACAAUGUCGCACGGAUGCACUUAGGGAGCCAGGGACUGCCCAUCCCCACGCUCUCCUGCCUUUUUCUCCGACUGAACGAGAGGAGAGGAGGAGCAAAAAGAAGAAGAAGAAGAAGAAGAAGAAGAGAGGAUGGUGAACCUCAGGGCUUGUAUAUAGUGUCUUGUCUGUUUGAGCUUGGAACUCAAGUUUUAUUUUUGAAAUUAGAUUUUUCAUUUCAGCAGGUUUUGUGUACUGUGUCUAAGCAGUGGGGAUGAGCCUGCUAAUUAGUAAUGUGUGCUUAGAGCACUACAGCGGAAUAAUGCAAAAGUAAUUCAAACCUGUAAUCAGUUUUGUGUUUGGAAAAUCCUUUUUUUUAUUUUUCAAGAUGAGUUACUAACUGUGUUCUGCCCUACAGGAGAUAGACUUUUGAAUCCCUCAGAUACACAAAAAAUAAAAAAGGAAUUGUGAGGAGUGAGAUAAGUAAAGUUGUACCCAAUCCAACAUCUCUACCUUGUAAUCAGACUGUAGAAUGUACUUCCCUGGAUAUUUUGAUUUCUUUCCAGAAUGUUCUUUAUCCAUAACACUGUGUUAAGGGAAUACAUCCAUUUUCCUCACCCAGA